UAGCAGUGUCUACAAAAGGAAUGCUGCUGUUGUAACUUUUGGGGAAAAGCCACUUGGGUCACAAUUAAGAAGCAGCAGCUGCUGUUCUGGUCUCAUUUGCCAAAGAGAGGGAGAAAGAGAGGGAGGGAAGUUAAAAAGAGGCUAAGCUUUCCCCUGAAAACAUGAUUCAACUCAGGAAGCCAAGUGAAGAAACCAGAGAUUCCUCCACCCCCAAGUCAGUAAUCACCUCUACCCUCUCCGCCAUGGACCUAAAAGCCCCAACAUACCUGCAAGCUUCACCUGUUUUCCCAUCUACCAAGAGGGAUUCUCUUCAAGGGGACUCAAGCUUUUACUGCACCAGCAAAGAGAAUCCAUUUGCAGACACCUUCUCUGAUCCUCUCUGCAACCUCAACCUUAAGGAGACUUCAGAAUUUGUGAAGGCUUUCCCAAUGACCACCAAGAGCAGCAGUGAUAGCAGGGGCUUCCUUGAGGUCUCAUCUCAGAGGAGAAGACAAGGGGUGAGCUCGGUGGGGCAGAGAAGAUUGGAGACUCCCUCCACUCCUGGCAGGCUAGUCUUCGGCUCUAGUCCUGGUCAUCUCUCCAGGAAAAGCAUUCCUUCCAAGUGGGAUGAUGCAGAGAAGUGGUUGAUCAAUAGCUCCUGCCAUGAAUCACCAGUCCAUCCACCAAAACCACAAGAACCAUCAAUAGUUUCCAGGCAAAAUGAUGUCUUUCAGCAGAAAGGUGAUGUCUUUGCAGAGAAGGCGAGGCUUAGUUUGGAGAAGGCCCCAAGCGCCCCUGUCCCAAGCUUUCAUGGGACAGUGAUGCCUCUAGACGCAAAUGUAGCUUUUCAUGGAGCCUCAUCAGAAGUGCUUCUGAAAGAUAAGUUUACGGACAAUGUAGAACCAAUCUUCCAAAAUUUUCGACACUCGGAGCCCACUAAAGAAAGCUUUCUGUUCAGAAGCUCAUUCUGCGAACCCAUGAAAGAUGCGGCGACCGAAGUAAUUGCCGAGGUUCUUCGCAGAGAUGUUGGAACAGAGAUGACUCCUCUAGGUAGCUUGACCACGUCGAGAUGCCACACUCCUAUUAAGAGCUCUUCACCGGCAAGACACAACACUCCAGCUAGCAGGUCUGGACCUUUGUUGCCUUGCAACACCAGCAUUGAUAUCUCUGAACUCAAGGACUGCCACUUUGCCAAGCUUGAGCUCAGUUCUCAAUAUGAUUCUAUGGUUUCAAAUUGGAGCUCAAGGGAAGAGGAGGAAGUGGAGGUGUCACAGAGUUUGAGGCAUUUUGAGACAAGUGGUGGGAGGAAGAGCAUUGCUGAAUCCAGAGCUUUAGCAUGGGAAGAGGAGGAGAAGAGCAAGAGCUGCAUCAGAUAUCAAAGAGAAGAAGCAAAAAUUCAAGCCUGGGUAAAUCUUGAGAGUGCUAAAGCAGAAGCACAGUCUAGAAAGUUGGAGGUGAAGAUACAGAAGAUGAGAUCUAGUUUGGAAGAGAAGCUGAUGAAAAGAAUGGCAAUUGUUCAUAGAAGAGCUGAGGAAUGGAGAGCAGCAGCCCAGCUGCAGCAUUCACAUCAGUUGCAAAAAGCCUCAGAGCAAGCACAGAAGAUGAAGUCACAGCACAGCUCUCAUUUCUCUGGCCACAGAUCCUGUGGCUGUUUUCCCUGUAACAACCCCCUCUAAAACAAACAUAGCGAAGACUGUUUCCUUUCCAUCCCAAUACCCAGAACCAGAACCCUUUCUUUUCCUUAAAUGUUUCCAGAGCCUAAGAAGGCAGCAGAAGGGUCCACUCAUGACUGGAUCUGGUCAGUUUCUUUCUUGUUUUAUUCGAGGGAAGAAAGCUGGUCUGAUGGACUCCAAAUUUGUAUUUUUAUAAGCCUCAUGAGGAUCACAGACAGAUGCUGCUAUUGCCGUUGGAUUGGCAUUUCUGGGAUAAAGAAAGUGUGACAAGGGGAAAUAUUGUUGUGGGAAAUCUUAUCAUUUUUAGUGAGCUAAA
Messenger RNA from Elaeis guineensis (African oil palm), 1968 nucleotides. RefSeq lists its product as uncharacterized. The record is from RefSeq and is a predicted model, not a curated record. NCBI's taxonomy places the organism in Eukaryota, Viridiplantae, Streptophyta, Magnoliopsida, Arecales, Arecaceae.